Ustilago hordei is the source of this 3609-nucleotide messenger RNA. RefSeq lists its product as uncharacterized. Gene Ontology annotation, biological process: mitotic spindle assembly; microtubule-based movement. The transcript has a single exon. Gene Ontology annotation, cellular component: spindle microtubule; nucleus. Lineage: Eukaryota; Fungi; Basidiomycota; Ustilaginomycetes; Ustilaginales; Ustilaginaceae. The record is from RefSeq and is a predicted model, not a curated record. Gene Ontology annotation, molecular function: microtubule binding; ATP binding; plus-end-directed microtubule motor activity. Bases 1 to 3609 code for a protein of 1202 amino acids.
AUGUCCGGCUCAUCCUCGCUCCGACGUCAACCAUCCUCCUCCAACCUCACUCGUGCUGUUCAGCCUCGAUCGAGAGCACCGCCUGUCUCCUCCUCAGGCGCAGCUAGGAGACUGACAACGAAUGGUGCUGGCUCCUUGCAACCAGCUUCACGGCCAGCUUCAUCCGCUUCCAACAACGACGCAGACAAGAAGCGAUCCGAAGCUGGUGAAUGCAACAUUCAAGUCGUCGUUCGUGUACGAGGGCAAGCUGCCAAUGGGCCGAAAGGGACAUCACCGGGCAUUCUCUCUACAUCCGGCCCACGAUGUCAGCAGAUCGAUGUGGCGAUCGAGCCACCUCCCGUAUCUUCCUCUUCCAUUCUAGCCUCCUCUUCCAUUCUAGCCUCCUCAUCCAGUCUUGUUCAAGAGUCUUGGACGCGGCAGAAGAGCUAUCAUUUCGAUCAGGUCUUUGGUCCUGAAGCGGAUCAAGGCAUGGUCUAUCAGGAUGUUGUCGGCCCAAUUCUGGAGCAAGUCAUGUCUGGCUACAACUGCACCAUCUUUGCCUACGGUCAGACGGGUACGGGUAAAACGCAUACUAUGGAGGGCGACUUGACAUGCCAAAUGGGAACCUACAGCUCUGAAGCAGGCAUCAUCCCUCGUUCCCUCUAUCGUCUCUUCCACACACUCGAGCUUUCCAAAGAGGAUUACUCGAUCAAAGCCACUUUCAUCGAGCUAUACAAUGAAGAGUUGCGAGAUCUGCUCGCUUCAGAAUCUUGUGCCAACACCUCUUGUUCGACACAGAAGGACGCGCAACACGGUCUCCGCAUGUACGACGAUGCACGAGGCAAGGGUGUUGUCAUUCAAGGUCUCGAAGAGGUUGCACUCAAGGAUGCUGCCCAUGGCCUCACCCUGCUUCGCCGCGGAAGUCAAAAGAGGCAGAUCGCGGCUACCAACUGCAACGAACAGUCCAGUCGAUCUCACAGCGUCUUCAGCAUGACCGUCUUCAUCAAAGACAAAGGUUCCCGAGGCGAGGAGGUGCUCAAGAUCGGAAAGCUCAACCUUGUCGACUUGGCCGGUUCGGAAAACAUUGGUCGUUCUGGUGCGGAAAACAAACGUGCUCGAGAAGCAGGAAUGAUCAACCAGAGUCUUCUUACUCUCGGUCGUGUCAUCAACGCUCUCGUCGAGAAGAGCAGCCACAUCCCUUACCGAGAGUCGAAACUGACACGUCUCUUGCAAGAAUCGCUUGGUGGACCAACCAAAACAUGCAUCAUCGCCACUGUCUCGCAAGAACGAGCAAACAUGGAAGAGACACUCUCUACACUCGACUACGCCUUGCGCGCCAAAUCCAUCAAGAACCGUCCAGAGCUCAACAGCCGCAUGACUCGUUCUGCGCUCAUCAAGGAGUACGUCUUCGAGAUCGAACGUCUCAAAGGUGAUCUUCAAGCUUCGCGCGAUCAAAACGGCAUCUAUCUCACCGAACAAUCCUGGCAAACGAUGCAUAGCCAACACGAACAACGCAAGACGCUCGCCGAGACACUCCAACGCAACGCCGAACUCACCGAAAGCAAACUCAACAGCCUCAAAGAGCAGUUUGAGCAAAACAUGCAGCUUCUCGUCAAGCGAGAUAACGAGGUUCGCAUAGCCAAAGCAGAGUGCGCUCACAAGGUCGCUCAACUCGAAAGCAUGAUGGCAAGGGCAAGCUCCUUAGAGUUGACUGUGGAGGAAGAGGUGGCGCUGCGCAAAGCAUAUAUGGCGAGCGAGGCGCAUCUGAAUCAGGCUGCUUCUUCCUUGGCUGAGCUUGUGCAGCAAAGCACAGAGGAUGUUGAGCGACUGUUUGAUAAGUUGCACAGGAAGACCGCCGUGGAGAAGGCCAAUGGUGCGCUUGUGGCCGAAUGCAGGAAUGCAGUCUCGCAAAGAGCAAGCGAGCUUGAUGCUAGUUUGGGUACUUUGCACUCUGCAGAAGCCAAGUUCCACGCCUCUCUCAGGUCCAGUCUGGAUUCGUUGGUUAGUGCUACAGAGUCUCGGCAUGAGGAGCAACAGCAGUGCUUGCAAGCCAAGUUGAAGAAGCUAUCUACCUCGUUGAGCGAGGUGCGAUCGGGAGAGAUCGAGUCAAAGGACCUUCUAUCUGCGCUGCUUGCAGAGCUGGAUUCGACGAUGAACGAGAUGCAAGCUACUAGCGACGCUAGCCUUGGCUCGCUCAAGCAAACGUGCCGGGGUGCGAUCGAGGAUGUUGUGUUGGCCAAUACGCAGCGCUUUGCUCAGGUUGCUGCCUCACUGGAUGAAAUGGUGCAGUCUCAGCUCGCGACGCUCCGCCAAGUGAUCGCUAUGAACGCUGCCAACCAGGACAUGAUUGCCCAAGCUAAAGCUGCUGCUGAAGCCGCAAGUGGACAAGAGAUGGCAAGGCUGCGAGAACAGAACGCAAUGCUCACUGCAACAGUCGACGACAUGAAGCGCAGCAACACUUGUCUCAAGGCCGAUCUUAUGACUGACUUCGGACGCCUCCUUGAUCGAUUCACCGACCAGCAGGAAUCAGCGAUCUCGACAUCGAUCUCAUCAGCACAAGCGCUCGUCUUGCAGUCCACUACUGCAUCGCAAUCGCAUGCCUCUCAGCAAAGCUCGCACCUCGACUCGCUCUCCACCGCAGCAGGUCAGAUGGCAUCUCAACUCGAACAAUCCAAAACAGCCCUCGUCGAAGGGAGCAGUGUCAUCUCUCACCAUGUCAACCAAGCAAGCGGCCAACUGGCUACAAAGAUGGAUGCAUUCGCCUCGGCAAUCGAGGAGGAUCUCUGCAUCUCCACCACCUCGGCCACUCGCGGACAUCAAGAGAUCGCACAAAUCGCAAGCAAAGCAAGGCAAGAGAUCCAAUCUCGAACCAAGUCGCAAUCGGCCAAGAUCAAGUGUACAAACGCCAAGCUCAACGAGACAUUUGAUAGUCUUGCUUGCACCCUUUCCACUUCGUCGCAGGAGAUCGCUUCCACGACGAAAGAGGUUGUGCGGCUGGUGGGGGAGAGGGAGCACGACAUCAAGGUUUGGAGUGAGGGUAUGAGUGGCCGUUUGAAAGGCCUUGGCUCCGACUCAACUGCUUUACUUGUUAACAAGUUUAAGCAGGACAAGAGCACAGGCCAAACACCGCAAAAGAGAGCAUGGAAGAUGCCAGCUCGAUGGAACCUUGUACCUGCCAAUCGCAAGGAUGCGAUCCAGGCAGGAAAGCAAGUUCAAGACGCUCUACUAUCUUGUGCUCCACAAGUUGCCGCUAGCGACCACCUCCUCAGCUCCGAGAUUGGAAUGCAAGCCCCAUCAGAGCCUCAAGAUACAGUGCCUCAAGACACAGACACUGCAACACCUGCUCCUGCUCCUACUUCAGCUAAUGCAAGCAUCCAAGACCACCUCAUCGAAGCAACCGCCAUUCAAACAGCUACUACAACAUCAAAUUCCUCAGCUCGACCGCUCCGCCAAAUUGCCUUUGCUCACUCCAACCUACCCAUGCCAGCGUCAACAUCAGUUCAAGAUUCAACAGGCAUCAAAACUCCCACCACCGUCGAAUCAGGACCUACAAAAGGUAGAAGUGCAAAAAAUAAGCUCACUGCAUCAUCGGCUACCGCUUUACCCACGAGUAAACGUGCUCGUUCUUAA